CGAAAAGCAGCAACACUGUAAAAAAGAUUCUUAUCAUUGCCCUUCCGAUUGCUUUAGCCUCGGCGGCGUUGUGUGUUUUCGUCCUAUUGAAAUUAAGAAAGAAGAGAGCACUGAAAAGACUGCCAACCGGCCACCUUGUGCCCAAGGAGAAGAACAUGAGAAAUACUGAAUCUUUGUUAUUUGAUCUGGAUACAAUUAUAAAAGCAACAAAUAACUUCUCUGAAGAAAAUAAGCUGGGAGAAGGUGGAUUUGGGCCAGUUUAUAAGGGUUUAUUAGAAGAUGGACAACAGAUAGCAGUAAAACGACUUUCAAGAACUUCAACACAAGGAUUUGUAGAAAUGAAGAAUGAGGUUGCUUUGGUUGCCAAGCUUCAGCACAAGAACCUCGUGAGAUUGUUGGGUUGUUGCUUGGAAGAAAACGAAAUGAUGCUUGUUUAUGAAUAUCUCCCCAAGACGAGUCUCGAGAAAUACUUAUUUGAUCCUAAUGAGCGACCACAAUUGGAUUGGGAAACCAGAUAUAAGAUUAUAGAAG
Dendrobium catenatum is the source of this 531-nucleotide messenger RNA. RefSeq names its product cysteine-rich receptor-like protein kinase 26. Lineage: Eukaryota; Viridiplantae; Streptophyta; Magnoliopsida; Asparagales; Orchidaceae. The annotation marks the transcript as partial. Gene Ontology annotation, molecular function: protein kinase activity; ATP binding. Gene Ontology annotation, biological process: protein phosphorylation. The record is from RefSeq and is a predicted model, not a curated record. The transcript is spliced from 4 exons.